AUGUCAAAUACUACAACAACAACAACAGAUAAUCACAAUGAAAACCAUGAUACACCUUUAAAAAGAAAGAAUAAUAACAAUAAUACCAACAAUAAUGUAAAUAAUAAUAAUAAUAAUAACAAUAAUGGAAAAAGUUGGUUUGAAUUAAUAAGAAAUAAUAAUAACUCUAAUAAUAAUAGUAAUAAUAAUUAUGAAGAUGAUGAAAUAAGAAAGAGCUCACCAGCUGUAUUAAUGUCAUCAAUGAAUAAUAAUAAUCAUUUACAUACAUUAAUGGAUGACUAUGAUGAUAAUGGUGUUGAAGAAGUGGAUAUGAUUGAUUUACAUAAUAGUAGGUCACCUUUGAUUGACCAUGUCAUUGAUCAACAACCUCAAUCCCAAAGUUCUUGGAUACCAUCAUCACCCAAAAGGAAAUCAUCAUCUUCAUCAACGACUAGAAAGAAUAAUAAUAACAAUAGUCAUUCUCCACUAUCAUUAUCAGCAUCCAAUCUAUUUAGUAAUCAUCAUAGUGGUUACCAAUUAAUGACUGCUGUUUCCUACCAAAAUAAUGAAUUAAAUAAUAAUAAUAAUAAUAAUAAUAAUAAUGUAAUUUUAACAACAACAACAAAUAUGGAAUAUGAAGAUAAUAAUAAUACUGAUGAAAAGAGAUUAUUAGUUUCACCAUCAUCAUCUGUUAGUGUGGAUACAACUCCAAUAUUAAUAUCUAGUGGAGUAUCAAGUGGUGAUGGUGGUGAUAGAGGAGGAAGACGAGGUCACCGAUCAGGAGGAAGUCACAAAAGACAAAUCAUUGAUUCAGAUGAAUUGGAUGAAAUCAUGACACACAGUUAUGGAAACAAUCCAACUACACUACGAAUCUUGUCAUCAUUGGUCUAUAUAACUUGGUUGGCUGCUAGUAUAACUCUUAUUCUAGAGAAAAGGAAUAUAUUUUUACAAACCCAUGCACUUCAAUCCUUUUUCAUUGGAAUAUUGGUAACUAUAUUACAAUUAUUUUUCGUUUGGUUACCUUUUGUAUUUAUUAUGAUUAUUAAUGUAAAUAGAACUGUACAUAAACAACAAAUCAUUUUAUUACCAUUGAUUGGAAAAGGAUGUGAAAAGAGGGUAAAACAAAGAAGUAUAGAUUAUCAAAAAAUGUUAAUAUCUUAUUUAAAAAGAUAUGGUAUUCUUGUUGUAUCUUUACCAUCACAAUCAGUAUUGGAAGUUUAA
Cavenderia fasciculata is the source of this 1200-nucleotide messenger RNA. RefSeq names its product C-module-binding factor -like protein. The record is from RefSeq and is a predicted model, not a curated record. Lineage: Eukaryota; Evosea; Eumycetozoa; Acytosteliales; Cavenderiaceae. The transcript has 4 exons. Bases 1 to 1200 code for a protein of 399 amino acids.